CAUGAUGCGUUUCCCUUUCCCCGUUAUGCAGAGGAUCGAGUAACCGAGCGGAUCUGUUUAUAUGAAAUCCGGAUUAAACAACAAUCAAUAAUCAAUAUCAGCUAAUUUGCAGCGCCGAGGGAUGCGCUAGAUCCAGAUCCGAAUUUAAAUCCGGAUUAUCCGCUUCAGUAUGGACGCGCUGCUGCAAUUUGAGGAGUGUAUACGGGACUCGCCCUGCUUCAGACGGACACUGGAGCAGCACGAGAGCGACGUAGAAGAGCUGGAGGGACGCGUAGAGAAGGUGGUGAAGUUGUGCAGUAAGGUGGUGGAGGCAGGGCAGGUGUAUACAGAGUGUAAUCAGCUGUUCCUCUCCGCUCUCGCAGAGUUCACACACUACCAUAGCAAACACACCGUCAUAGCGAAUUGCCUGCAUCAGUUUAACCAGGGCCUGCAGGAGAUGAUCCAGUUCCACACUAUGCUGCUUGAUCAGAGUCAGAGAGCGAUAACCCAACAACUCACACACCUGCUGUCACAGUUUCUGCCGCACAUCCGUGAGGCGCAGCGUGAGUUUGUGAGGAUAGGGGGCGAUGUAGAGUUAGCUGCGGUAAAAAACGCUCAGAUCUCCCCAAACAAACCUGCAGAGGCAGAACGAGCCAGCCACCUGCUGCUCGCCACGCGCAAGUGCUUCCAACACUUCGCCCUGGACUACUGCCUACAGCUAAAUAAUUUCAAGGUUCAGCAGAAGCUGGACAUCCUGAAUUCAGUGUUCUCUUACUUUCAUGCACAGUAUACAUUCUUCCACCAAGGGUUUGACCUGCUGAGAGACCUGGAGCCAACCAUGAAGACCAUGGCAUCUGAGCUGGCCCAGCUGUCCACUGAGUGUGUGUCUAAAAGGAAAGAUCUAGAAAACCAGCACCUGCUCGUCCAACAGAGGGAUGCCUGUGGAGAAGCAGUUGUAGUGUUGAGUCCGUCCAAUGAAGGAUCCAUUCAGGGCUACCUUUUCAAACGCUCUCGCAGGAAGAAUAAGACGUGGAAGAGGUGUUGGUUCUCCACCAAUAAUAACCAGCUGCUGUACUCAAAAACACACAAGGAGCUGCCAACAGUGUUGUUUGAUGAUUUGCGGCUGUGUGCAGUAAAAUCUCUGGAUUCCAUUGAUCGGCGCUUUUGUUUUGAGCUUCUGAGUGUACAGAAGGGCUGUGUGUUACAGGCGGACUCUGAGGAACUGAAGAUGGCGUGGAUAAACGCUGUGCAGAGCUGUAUUGAUCUGGCGUAUCGGGAGAAAGUGGAGUCUGAACAUACUCAGGUAAAACCCUCACCACCUGUCCCAGUUCCUGACCCUCCCUCCUUACCUGCUGCUCUGGGCGUGGCCCUUCGUGGUCAUGGUAACAAUCGCUGCUGUGACUGUGGGGAGGCGGAACCACGCUGGGCAAGUGUAAACCUGGGUAUCACCGUCUGUAUCGAGUGCUCAGGUAUACACAGGAGUCUUGGUGUUCACCUAUCUAAGGUGCGUUCUCUUACUCUGGAUUCAUGGGACCCGGAACAGCUGAAGCUGCUGUGUGUUCUGGGUAAUGAUGUCAUCAACAGCAUAUAUGAGUGUGGUCCCUGUGACGGAGUGGAGAAGCCCAGUCCUCAGAGCCCUCGGCAGGUGAGGGAGGUGUGGAUAAGGAAGAAGUAUGUGGAGAGGAGUUUUGUGAAGAGAGACAGUGAGCCUGCUGAUGCUGAGGCGGGGAGGCAGCAGGCUGGAGCCAGGCUGUACCAGGCAGCGCUGGAUGGGGAGCUGGUCUGCAUGGCCCGGGCUCUGGCUCAGGGGGCAGAGGUGAACUGGAGUAACGCUGAGGCGGGACGGACCGCUCUGAUUGGUGCAGCUAUUGGGGGUUCUUUACUGGCGUGUGAGUUUUUACUGCAGAAUGGAGCGAAUGUGAACUACAGAGACCAGCAUGGACAAGCUGCACUACACAAUGCCGCCACACGGGGGCACACUGGGCAGGUGUGUCUGCUGUUAAAGAGAGGAGCCAAUCAGUACGCAGCGGAUGAAAGGGGAAUGGACCCACUGAGUAUCGCCAUAGAAACGGCUCACGCUGACAUUGUCACACUGUUAAGGAUGGCCCGGAUGAAUGAGGAAAUGAGGGACUCUGAGGGUUUUUUUGGAUCUGUAGGAGACGACGAAACAUUCCAGGAUAUUUUCCGUGAUUUCAGUGACAUGGCAUCACAUAACCCUGAGCGUCUGUCUCGCCGGCAGUUCAGCCGCAGUGCUGAGGAAGGAGAGGAGGAGGAUGGGGUGGAUGGAGCAGCUGGUGGGACGGAAGAUGAAAAGACGUAGUGGAAUAGCAGUGGAGGAGCCGUGGAGGAGCCUGUGGAGUUUGGAGUGGAGAUUGCUGGUCUGGGGUCAGGUGGGGGUUUAAGUUUAGGGUCAGUGUUGGGCAUUUUGGUGCUAAAAGCUGUUGACUGAACUGCAUUUGCAAAGGGAACAUCUCUAUUUAGUUUUUAGGAGCAGCAUUUUUAUUAGCAUUUAAUAGUAACAGAUACAUUAUACAUAGAAGUUUAAUGAUUAAGUAAUUAAAUCUAUUGUGUCUUUAAACUAAUGCACUGUUAAAGCCAAUUUAUACUUUUGUGUCUAACAUACGCUGGUGCGUAUGUGUAAUGGCAAAUCAUACACUGUAAUUCUUUUUCAAAAGUGAAGACUAGCGGUGUGAAGGUGAUUUUAGUUGUAGAGCAGCCGAGUGCUCAGGGUGCCCAACACUGUCCUAGUUAAGGUUUGGGGGUUUAUGGGUAAUGAGAUCAGUCAGAUUGACAGUUUAAGGGAAAACUAUUAAUUGGAGUAGAUUGAAGCUCCUCCCCGUUACAUUCCAGUCCAGCUGAUCUGAGCUCUGAAAGGUCAUAUAAUACAUUUCAUAACAGUUCUGUGAAUAGAUUUAUAUUUAUUAAUAUUUAAAGUUUUAACUGCAUUUCAAAUAUUGAAUUUAGCUGUCAGAGAAUAACUGAACUGAGCUGAAAUAUUAAUCAGGUAUUAACACAACAUUAAUUAUUAAUGAUAAUUAUUAAUAACCUUACACUGCUUUAAAAAAUAGCUCAAUCAAUCAUAUUCUGAAUCAAAUUAACAUAUAAACUAUAUAGUUGUAGAUAUUACCUUUGUGGUUUAAUAUUUUUGUAAUAUUAGCUUAAAGUCGAUUAUGCAAGAUAUCAAACACAAAAAAAAAAUUAUAAUGAUGAAACUGGCACUCAUUAGGAUCGCCCCAGCAAAGUAAGAGAAAAAGUUCCCUCUGUUCCAUAGGAUAUGUUCAUCAGAGUUACCAGUCUCAGAAACCACAAGUUAACAGCUCCACAGAUAAGAGCACCUGAAUGCUUUACAGAGUAUUUAGUAUUUUGGUUUGUUUAACACUUUUAAGUUACUACAUGAUUCCUUAUGUGUUCCUUCAUAGAUCACUUCACUAUUCAUUUACUAUGUAGGAAAAAAUAUUGUCCAAACUUAUAUGAUACAAGCUCCUAACUAUGAACCAGAACCAAUUUAAAACAAGAAAUGUCUAAAAAUUGUGAUUUGCCUCACAUAUUAAAGACUUUCGAAUAAAUACAUAUAAAAAUGUAAGAACACUACAUUUAAAUCUACAGUAAAACAUAACAAAAAAACAUGCAGUGGAACCUUAGUUGUGUUUUUAUGGCAGUUAAUAUUUCAGCUCCGUCUCUCUGUAAGCAGGUAAACUCAGUAUUUAAUCCAGGGAUUUUAUUUAAAUGUAGAUUAUAUAUAUUGUGACCCUUCAGCCUCCCCCGGGGGGGGGGGGGUUAGUCUGGACUGACCCUGCUGCUAACAGAGGCUGCUCAUUCGAAGCUGAAGCAGCUAACAGACUGCUGGUGUUAUGAACUGAUUUCAGCAGCGUGUAUGAAGAGAAUCAGAGAAACGGAACUCUGAGGAACAGUACUGAACCUCCGUUACUGCUGGUGGAGAAGCGGAAGCGGAGGAAUAUAGGAAUUUGUGUAAUAAGGGACCUAAGGGACGUGUGCAGCUCUUACCGUCGGCUAAUUCAGCCUCACUCUACUAAAAGCUUUAGUUUAACACAUUUCUGCGUUACAGUGUGUGUACAGGCAUAUAUUUACAGUAUACUGCUAUAUUUACAUAUUCCUCUAUAAACUCUAAAUCUGUAACUCUGCUGUUGGCAAAGCUGCUCAGCCGUUAAUUGUUCUCCUGUAGAUGUUUAUGCUGGUAAACGCGAACGUUAAAAACUUAAUUUUAAUAACGAUAAAUGAGAUCAUGAAAUGUUUCAACCGGCUGGAUGAGUCGAAUCAGGCAGUUUAACCCUUUUAUCAUCUUUAUCAUCAAAAAAGCAAUGAAAUACAACCCCAAUUCAAAUGAAGUUGGGACAUUGUGUAAAACAUAAAUAAAAACAGAAUACAAUGGUUUGCAAAUCCUUUUCACCCUAUAUUCAAUUGAAUUCUCUAAAAAGACAAGAUAUUUAAUGAUCAAACUGAUAAACCUUAUUGUUUUUUGUAAAUAUUCCCUCAUUUUGAAUUUGAUGAUGCAAUAUGUAAAGAAGAUGGACAGGAUCAUGUUUAGCACUGUGUUUCAUCACUUUUUCUUUAUACACUCAAUAAGUGUUUGGGAACUGAGGACUUUGUAGGUGGAAUUCUUUCCCAUUCUUGCUUGAUGUACUAGAAGUACUUUUCCAGUCUUUUUUUGCCCCUGUCCCAAAUUCUUUGGAAUGUUUGAACAUUUGAACAUUAAAUAUCUUGUCUUUGAAGUGAAUUCAAUUGAAUAUAGGUUGAAAAAGAUUUUUUUUUACGCAACAUAAACUGAAACUAAACGGUUAAACAGAAGUUAAAGGGAUAAAUGGUGACUCCAUUCAAAAUUCAUAAUGGACCAAUGACUACAGCUGAGUUAAACAUGCCAUAUGUCAGCUAAAGUGUCUUUUAACCAUAUUUUUCCAGAUUAAAGAUGGAAAACAACUUAGUUUGUUGGUUUAUGCAUCUUUAACAUAGGAGGUGCUUUUAUCAAAUUACAGGUGCUUGUUUUGAUUUUUACUCUAGUUUGAGGGGGUUAAUAUAUAAGUGCAUAUAAUAUAAAGUCAAAUAACUGAGGCUAAAGGAUGCAAAACUGUUUAAAUUGGUGACUGUAAAGCUACAUUUACAAAGCAGGUAAAAGUUGCCCAAAUCAUAUCAAAUUUUAUUUUAGGCAGUUCACACUAUCUUUUUGAUGUAACUGAUAUCCGAGAUCUGUCUGAUCCGCUUCCAUUGGGUAACUGGCGCUCAUGUGCUAAACGACAGGGCUUCACGUAAAGUUUCAGUUUCAUCCAAAGAGACCCAGAGUUUUAGGCUCCAUCUUGCUGUUAAAAGGGUUCGUUAUUCAGACAUGCUCACUUCUUCUGUGAUCUUGUGUCCAAUAUUUCAAAUUCAUUUUUAUGCUUUUAAUGCUGCAGCUGUGUUCUGUGAAUGCUCAGGCCUUUCAUUAGAAACACAAAAACAAAGACAUCACUGCUAAUAUUUAUGGAUAUGUUCUCUCACUAUUCCAACACUGAAACCCUCACUCACUGCUGUAAACCAUUUUCCUUCUCCUCACAGACUUUUUCUUUUUCUUGCCAUAAAAGUCGCGUGAAUUUAAUACCCCAUGUUGAAGUGGCCCAAAUCAGAAGUAAAUAUAUAGACAGCUGUGUCUAUAUAUACUGAACAAAAGAUGGGAUUGGGGCCAAUUUAAGUCCAGCAUUAGCCUUAAAACUGUGUGAACAGGUCUCGCUGAAGAAUUGUAUCUGGGGUCAGUUAUCAGUCAUGUUACUUAGAUUUUUCACCUGACUCGUCCUCUGGUUUUGUGUGCUGAUUUUAUUAAUGUAUUGUGCUUUCAUUGCUGAUAAGGGUUCAUCUCCAGUGUCCCUGACCAAUCACAGACUGUUCUUCUGUUCACAUGACCUGAACAAUGUUACAUUAAACUGCACUGAGUUCCUCUCUCCUGUGCUAUCAUACUUAAGGUCUACUGGUUGGUCCAGAGGCUUAGCUUACGGACCAGCGCUCACUAUAAUUCUGUUUUGAAUAUCGUUUACUGAAUUUGUGUGGUGAAGUUUUAAAAAGCUGUUGUUUAAAAAUGUGUUUUAUUAUUAAUACAAUAAAAUAUAUUUAACACACUCAAA
Astyanax mexicanus (Mexican tetra) is the source of this 6086-nucleotide messenger RNA. RefSeq names its product BAR_ACAPs and ArfGap_ACAP domain-containing protein. Gene Ontology annotation, molecular function: GTPase activator activity; protein binding. The coding region runs from base 170 to 2299 and encodes 709 amino acids. The transcript has 22 exons. The record is from RefSeq and is a predicted model, not a curated record. Lineage: Eukaryota; Metazoa; Chordata; Actinopteri; Characiformes; Acestrorhamphidae. Gene Ontology annotation, cellular component: cytoplasm.